Molecule: messenger RNA, 10267 nt
Organism: Erpetoichthys calabaricus (reedfish)
Lineage: Eukaryota; Metazoa; Chordata; Cladistia; Polypteriformes; Polypteridae
Gene: setd1a
Product: SET domain containing 1A, histone lysine methyltransferase
Exons: 20
Coding region: 81-6770 (2229 amino acids)
Cellular component (GO): Set1C/COMPASS complex
Molecular function (GO): protein binding; RNA binding; histone H3K4 methyltransferase activity
Source: RefSeq, a predicted model, not a curated record
CUAGUAGUUUGUGGAAAGUGCGGUUGUGGAAAGUUGGUGGUGGAUGUAGGAGACACGGCUUUCAGUGUAAAUGAUUCACAAUGAAUCAGGAAAGUGGGGGAGAUGCACAGAAAACCCCAAACUUCCAAUGGAGAAGCUAUAAGCUGCUUGUGGACCCUGCACUUAGACGGGUCUCUCAGAAAGUUUACAGAUAUGAUGGUGUUCACUUUAGCGUGCCCGUGAGUAUGGCCUGUGAUUCAGGCUACACACCUGUGGGGGAUGUUCGUGAUCCCCGUCCUCGAAGGAUUUGGUCAAAACACAGAGAGCUUAGUUUACCUAUUCCCAAAUUUAAGCUGGAUGAAUUCUACAUUGGUCAGAUACCACUGAAAGAAGUGACUUUUGCCAGACUAAAUGACAACAUCAAGGAACCCUUCCUGGCAGAAAUGUGUCGCAAAUUUGGGGAGGUUGAGGAAAUAGAGAUCUUAUACCAUCCUAAGACUCGCAAGCAUCUUGGUCUAGCAAAAGUGCUCUUUACCACAACACGUGGAGCAAAAGAAACUGUUAAGAAUCUGCACAGCACCUCUGUUAUGGGCAAUAUAGUUCAUGCUCAACUGGAUAUCAAAGGACAACAGAGGAUGAAGUACUAUGAUCUGAUCGUGAAUGGCUCCUACACCCCACAAACAGUGCCCACAGGAGGAAAAGCACUUUCUGAGAAACUCUUCCAAACUCCUACUCACCUGCCAGAUACUUCUGCAGAUUUACGGCACCGACCGUCAAGUGACAUCACCAGCAGCAGUGUCGUUGGAGGAUUUUCUCUGACUAGCAUAGUUCCUGUAGCAACCCCUGGAAACAAUACUCCUUGCUCACUGGACACCCCUAACUCUUCAUCAUUUACUGGUCCUUUUACUCCAGCUUCUGGUACCUCUUCACAGGGAGCUACUCCUUACACUCCACGUGGAGGUACCCCAUUUUCUCAGGAUUCUGCAUAUUCUAGCAGACAAGGGACUCCAGGAUAUUCGGGAAAUACCAGUGGAUAUCACCAGGAUAAUCUACCCACCAUCUCUUCCUCUUCAACUCCCUUAUCUUCUUCUUCAUCAUUGACAGCAGGAUAUAAAUCAAGGCGACAUGAAAAUAGCUCCUACCACCAGGACUCAUCUUAUUCCAGGCGACAGGGUCAUCACCACUAUUCUUCUAGCUCUUCUCAGUCACACUAUCGAAGUAAUGACCACCAAUAUCCCCCAUAUAGUAGUAGUACUGGACUUGGAGGUGGAGCUGGCUCUACUGGUAGUGGCUCUGGACAGCAGUAUGAGACUGGUGGCACCUCAUCUUUAUACUCCCACCAUCAUUCCUCAUCUGAAAGUAACAGAGAGAGCACUGGAAGCCGAUAUAGUAGCAGCAGUAGUCGUCGCUCUUCAGAAGGACGCUCUUACCAUCAUCAUGAAGGUGGCUCGUCAUCUUAUCACCAUCACCAUCAUUCUGAUAGAAGAGAGGACAGAGGGUAUCGUAGCAGCAGUCAUCACCGUUCUAGCCUUGAUUCGUCAUCAUCUAGUUAUCAUCACCGCCACAGGAACCAUCAUCAUAACCACCACAGAGACUCGGACUUUGUAAACAGUCAACAACCGUCACAAAACUACUCAUCAGCUGAUCGUUAUCACCAGAAUUCCUCCUCCUCCACCUCCUCCAGUUCAUCCUAUAUUUAUGGAAAAGAUUCCACUCAGUCAACAUGUGCAAUAGGUAAUGCCCUUCCCCUUUCUUCAAGUCAUGAGCAGGCAUUUGAACAGCCUUCUGGAGAUAAAGACUAUAGAGUCCUUCCACCCCCACCAGUUCCAUCUGCUUCCUCUGUAGUGACAGCAGUGGCUGAUACUACAAGUUAUACUCAAGGGAAUUCUCUGAAUGACUAUUACCCACCUCAUCUUCAGAACAUAGCGGACACUUCUCUUGCAAACUUGCAUCAGGAUGGCCCAGUGGAGUCCAUUGUGUCAGGGGGCAUGCAUUCAGCUGAAGAGAGGCUGAUUUUGUUACAGCUUCAACAGCAGCAGCUCCCUCAGUCUCCAGUGGUAACAGAAUUGGCAGCCUCAGUUGUUGUUGGUGGUAAUUUAUCACCAGCACAUUGUCCCUCUGUUUCCUCAACACGGUCAGUAUCACCAGAACUGGACUCAACUAAUGAAAGCGUCCCGUUUGCACACCACAGCAGUUUGGACUCUCGUAUAGAGAUGCUGCUAAAGGAGCAAAGGGCCAAAUUUUCUUUUCUUAGUUCAGAUGAUGAAGAUGACAAAGAAAAGGACAGAUCUAUAAAGAAAGAUGAAGAAUCAGAGAAGCAGAGUACAGAAGGGAACUCUUUGUUGAAAUCAAGGAGGCAAAAAUUAGACAAAGAUGAAAGAGCAGAAAUAAGGGGGUACAAAAAUGAAGUGCAUAAAAAGCCCUCAACUCCCCCUCCACCUGCGCCUGCCAGUUUUGAGGAUGUCGUGCCUGCUCAGGAAGACCAAACGAUAAAUCUGCAGAAGACACCAACUCAGAAUGGGCAGGAUCAGCCUUCACCUCAUUCAUCAGGAGAAGACAUGGAAAUUUCUGAUGAUGAGCUAACAGAGCAGUCUCCUGAAAUAGCUUCAGAACACCUACAACAGCCACAUCAACAACAGCACUUUCCUGGUGUUCCUCCUCCACCCUCGCUGGCUGCUAUGCCUAUGAGUGUAUCAUCAUAUCCACACAUUCCCCACCCACCUCCUGGCUUUCCUCUUCAGCCACCUCCAGGCCUUGCUCCUCCCAUGUCUCAUAUCCCUGGUGUAUCUGAUGUAUCACCCCACACUCAACACCAUCAUGCUGCUCUUCCUGAUUUUCAUGCUCUUCCUCUUCAUGGCCUUCCUCCAUCAAACAUAUACGAUUAUGUAAAUUCCAUGGAGUUAAUGAACCACCUAGGUAACCAGUAUGGUGGCAUAUCCAUGUCAUUCCAGAUGCAAACCCAAAUGUUAAGCAGAUUGCAUCAGAUGAGAUUAAUUAACAGCAACACUGGGGCUCAGCCUAGCAGUUUACUUUCUUCUUCAGCUGCUGCAAAAGGCUCUGGAUUCUCCCCUUUUGAGGCCCCAUAUGGAACCUAUCCAGCUCCUCAUCCGUAUUUAGACCAAGAAGCAUGCACUGCUCCCUUUGACCAGGACCACCGUUUUCCCCCUCACUUGCAACAUUUACCAUUUGGCUUCCCAGAGCCACAACCAUCUUGGGGACAUUGCCUUCCUGCCCAACAUCCCCAGACAGGUUUUUCUCAUGAUGUCUCCUCUCAUGGUCUAGCCCCAAACUACCUUCCCACCUAUACACAACCACCUACCCAAAGGGAUCCUCAUGAAGCAACUGUGGCUGCUGUACUGUCUUCUCUUAUCCAAGAGAUGAAAAGUAUAAUGCAGAGAGAUCUCAAUCGCAAAAUGAUAGAGAAUAUUGCUUUUGGGACUUUUGAUGAAUGGUGGGAACGCAAAGAACGAAAAGCAAAGCCAUUCCAAAGCACAACAAAAGUUCCAGUGAAGGAAGAGGAAAAGAAAGAAGAAAAGCUGAAACCACGAGAACCAGGUCUUCUUUCUCUGGUAGACUGGGCCAAGAGUGGAGGCAUGUCUGGACUGGAGAGCUUUGGGCUUGGUGCUGGCGGCCUUAGAGGAGCACUUAGACUUCCUUCCUUCAAGGUAAAGAGGAAAGAACCAUUGGAGUUGUCAGAAGGAGGAGAUCUAAAGAGAGUAAGACUGUCUACCCCUGUAGAUGAGGAUGAUGAUGACUCGUAUCGUGCUAGAGAAAUGCAAGAUGGUAUGAGCUUAGAAUCAAAGAAUGGCCUUCAGCAUGAGGAAGAGGAGCGGAGAAGAAAGGCUCAUCAGAAAUCUUCUAAAUCUUUAGAUCUGGAUAGUGAAGGAGAGGAGACCUCUGAUGGUUCAUCUUCUGAAAAAGAGGAAGAUGACGAUGAUGAAGAUAUUGGGACCAGUGACAAGGAGGAUGAAUCAGAAGAUGAAGCAGUUAGUGAUGCAUCCUCUAAAGCUGAUUCUGAUGAAGAAGAGAGUGAAUCUUCAUCUGAUUCUGAAAGCAGCUCAUCCUCUUCUACUUCUUCUGAUGAAGAAGAUGAUGAAGAGGUUUCAAAAGAGGCAAGAAUACAAGGUGAUACUGAUGAGGAGGAGGACGAUGAUGACAGUGAUGAAGAUGAGGCAGAAUAUACUAUGGAUGAGUCUACUAUGGAUGGUUCAGCUAUGGAUACUAAAGACAAAUCUAUGCUAGUCAGUACACCUCAAGAGGAACCAGUAAAAGUAAACGAAGAUGCAAAACUAAAUGAGGUACUCCAUCAGAAAUGUAAACCAGGAGAUAAUGAAGAGGAGAAAGAUUUGAAGACGUCUGUGGAUGAAAAUUCAACUAUAGCUAGCGCUCAGGUUCUCCCUGCCCAACCACUGACAACAUCUGAAAUACAUCCAUUGCCACCAUUACAAAAGGACGAAUCACCUAUUCUUCUCUUACCACCCCUGAAGAAAAGACGAAAAACUGUUUCAUUUUCUGUUGAAGACGAUGCUAAACAGAUUGAACCUGUUCAGUCAGAGACAUCUGUAGAAAAACAGGAGCAAAUAUCAAUUACAAGCUGUAGCAGCAUAUUAUCACCUGUGAAAUCUGAACCCCCUGAAUCUAUUCUGACAACCCCCAAAUCUGAACAGCCAUCACCUAUACUGUUACCAUAUUCCACAUCUCCACUUGCUUCACCUAAAACUCAUGAAACUAGUCAUUUUGCAAUGGCCAGCAUCACCAGUCCAAGCAAGUAUUCUGAGAAACAGGAUAGCAUUGUCCUCUCUGUAACACCUCCAGUACGUUCCCCUGCAACGCCCACCACUCCCCCAAGCCCUCAGAUUAAAUCCCCAUCCCGUAAGAAGGAGAGCCCAAAGAUGGUUUGCCGCACAGUCCUUAACCUUCCUUUAGAUCAUGCAUCUUUGGUCAAAGCUCCUGUUGAAGAGCCUGCUCCAUUACGGGGUCGUCCAAGGGGAAGACAACGUACAUUAAGUCAGCAAAGUGAUUCUGUAGACUCUGCUGUUCCAAUAGGCAACACUGAUGAAGAUCAAAAGCUUCGACUAAAAGAGCAAUUGGGUGUUUCAACUUUGCUUGAGCUGGCAAAUACAGCAUUUUCCCCAUCAAGAGCAAGGCCAAGUUCACCUGUUGAUCUCUCUGUACUUGCUGAUAUUGCACUCAAAAUGCCACUGUCUGGUGAGGAGAAGAAAUGUCAGUCUUCUGAAGAUACAAUAAUUGCUCCUUGUGACUCAGAAGAAACAGAAACUUCAGAUGAAGCAGAGGAGCAAGGAAUAAACUCUUCAAUUACUUUAGAGGGUCACUAUGUACUUCUGGAACAUAAUUAUGCGAAACCAUUAAUGCCCAUUCCAAGUACGCCCAAAAAAACCAGUAAAAAUGCAGAAACAGUGGCUUCUGUUGAAACCACACUAAGUAAUUCAAUAGCAACAGUUUUAGAAGCUCCAGAGGAAAUUAUUGAAGAAUCUCUGACAUCUCCUAAUACUCCUGUAUGCAAAGUGGAGAAUACAUGUUUGAUUACUUCAUCCACAGCAAACGUUGUUCAGGAAUCCCAGCAGCUAAUCAAGACCAAAGUACACCAGAAAGAAAAUGUAACAGAAAUAAGUGCAGAAGUAGAAAAAAGGAAGGGUCGAAAGAAGAAAAGAAAAGAGAAAGACAAGCAACAAAAAACAAAGAAAUCUCAGACAAAGGUCCAUGAGGAGCAACAUCAGGAAGAUGAUAUGGAUAUAGAGAUUUUAGAGCCUGGAGAAGUCAUGAAUUCAGAUGAGGAGAAUGAAACAAACAGAAGAAAGAGUAAGCGUCUCAUUCAACAGCACAAAGGAGAGAAAGGCUUCACACCACAAGAGAAGCAACAGAAAUAUGAGGAAAACCUCAAGUCCCGUUUUGAGCAGCGCAGUGAAUUUGAGCAGAUGACAAUCCUUUAUGAUAUCUGGAACACAGGCUUAGAUGUGGAGGACAUGAGAUUUCUUAAACUCACUUAUGAGCAGCUCUUGCAAGAAGACCACAAUACAGACUGGCUCAACGACACUCACUGGGUCCACCAUACCAUCACCAAUAUCCCAAAUCCAAGGCGAAAGAAGAAAUCUCAAGAUGGACAACUUAGAGAGCACAAAACAGGCUGUGCAAGAAGUGAAGGUUACUAUUCUAUUAGCAAGAAGGAAAAGGAUGUCUACUUGCAUGUAUAUCCUGUCAGUGCACGAGAACUGGACAUUGACUCUCAGGGUACAAAUCGUGUUUUGUCUGAAAGAAGAUCGGAACAGAGGAGAUUGCUAAGUGCCAUUGGUACUCAAGCAGUUAUGGACAGUGACUUGCUUAAACUCAACCAGCUAAAGUUCCGUAAAAAGAAGUUACGCUUUGGUCGAAGCCGAAUUCAUGAGUGGGGUUUGUUUGCUAUGGAACCAAUUGCUGCAGAUGAGAUGGUCAUUGAAUAUGUUGGGCAGAAUAUACGACAGAUGGUGGCUGAUAUGAGGGAGAAACGUUAUGCUCAGGAGGGCAUAGGGAGCAGUUACUUGUUUAGAGUGGACCAUGACACAAUCAUUGAUGCUACAAAGUGUGGAAAUCUUGCUCGUUUUAUAAAUCAUUGUUGCACGCCAAACUGCUAUGCCAAAGUAAUCACACUGGAAUCUCAGAAGAAGAUUGUGAUCUACUCUAAGCAGCCUAUUGGUGUGAAUGAGGAAAUUACAUAUGACUACAAAUUUCCCAUUGAAGAAAAUAAAAUCCCUUGCCUUUGUGGCACUGAAAACUGCCGUGGAACUCUAAACUAAAGUAAAACUAAGCUGCUUUCUCAUGCCAACAGUACUAAACUGGAUUUUCUCUUCCUACCAGGCACUGCCCCAAGGGGAAACAAAUUGCACUAAAUUUUUAUGCUCUUUUGUCCCAAAUUAAAAGAUUUAUUUAGCCUUAAAAUAAUCAACUCCUUCUUGUAAUUUUCAGUUUGAUUUUCCAGUCUGCAGGUUUUUAAACAAAUAUGAUAUACCCUAUUAUUUAAGACAAUAUUUUCUAAUUAUGCUGUAAUCAGUAAUGUAUGUUUUCCAUAUAGCAGUGGUUUUAGUUCAAUAUUCCAUUUUCAUAAAGUAUCUCUCACAUUUUGAAGCUUUUCAAGUUUGUAUUCCGCAGGUAGAAUUGGUCCUGAGGAACACUAAUGAAAAGGUUAAGAACGUGUUACUAUUAUGGUAUGCAGGGUUUUCAACAUUGUACUUCUUGAUGUCUUUUUUUUCCCCUGAGUUGAAUACAUGUAGUUGAAUGUGCAUUGUUGCUGUAGGUCAGUCCUUUCAAGUUCAGUUGUUUCUUGAAAUGGUAAGCUACUUGCAAUGCACUACCAAUUUUAUGGUGAAGAUGGCUUGUUAGGGAUUCACCACAUCAUCAUGGUAAAAAUGACAAUAUAUUUUAUUUUUCAUUAAGAAUAUAUUUAAAGUAUUAAAUAGUAAUACCCAUUCAAAGGUUAAUUAUAAAUGCAGAUAUGAACAAAACUAUUUUCAAAUACGAUUGGAGUUUUUUUUUUUUUAAUUUAAUUAACAAUUUCCUUUUCAGUAAUUUGUUUGUUUGUUAUAAGCUACUUUUCAUUUAUUGCCUGGUGCUGUAAACUUUCUGCUGGAGGCAAAUAUGUUUAUGUUGUUUUAAUAGUUAAAAAAAAAAAAAGGCCAUUUGAUUAAAUAUUUCAACAGUCAAGUAGUGCAGUGCAAAUCUAAAAGGAGUGCAAGCAAACCUUACGUUGUUUUUUUAUUCUAAAUUACUUUCACCGAACAAAAUAAAAAAUAAUUGUAUUUUUUGGUAAAUUUAAAUUCUAUUGCUUGGUCUCUACUCGUAAGACAAAUUAUUUAUUGCCAUAACCAUUUAACAGUCUCAUUGGAUGAGAAAUGUUUCUUUUAUUCAUAAUAACAUAACUGUAAAAUAUUUAAGGAUGGGGGUUUAUUCAGUAAUAUGGCAGUCUGAUUACAGGAACAAAAUCCGUAUCAAAAUUUGUAACCUUAAGUUCAUCCCUUCUUUCAUAUUUUAUUGUUAAUUACUAUAGUUUGUGUUUAAUCCCUUUUAGGUAAAAUAAUACAUACAAGUAUGUCUAAUAAUAAACCUCAUUAAAAUCACAGUCAUUUUCUCUUUAGUAGAUACCCAAUCAAACCCGCAAUUACUUUUGAUUAACCAUUUAUUUUUUAAUUUUUCUAUUUUAGUCCCUUUUCUAAAUCUAUCUAUAUUACAAAAGCUACUAUAAGCCUGACAUUAAUAUUUGAGCUUUUAAGAUAUAGUCUCUGACCGUUCAGUUUUAUGUAAAAAUCUUUGGUAAUGAUGAUGUAUAAUAGUAUCUUUAGAAGUGACCUCAUUGUGAACUUCAUAACUUAGUAACUUGUUAUGUUUGAGCAUGGCAAAAUUAUGUCUUCUAAAUGUUUCCAGAUAUAUAAGGCACACAUCUAUGUCUUGACUAUACUGCUUUUAAGAUACAUGGUGUGUAUACCUUGAAGCUCAUAGCCAGUUUUUUGUUAGGUUCUAGUAGUGGCAGUAAAACUAAAUAUGAAGGUCUGUUUACCUGGAUUAUUAUAGCAGACCUGCACAACUUGUUGCAGAUGCUCCACUUAUAAAUCAUUAGUUUCUUGCAGUGUAUGGUUGGAAGAGAUGUCUGAAUUUAUUACAAUUUUGAUUCUUUUUGGACAUUCCUUGUCUACAGAAUAUAUUUCAGAAUAUGAUGGGGAUGUACUUAUCUUUAUAUUGAAAAAGCAUUAGCAUUUAUAUAUAUUUUUUAAUCAAGACCUUUAAGAACUUAAUUGUAUAAUUUUCUUAUCAAACAAUGUUGUUAAAAAAGGUGCCAAUAAUGCUUUGGGUGGCCAAUGUUGUCUAUUUUUGUCAGAAUAAGAAAACAUUCAUUAUUAAGCUUCCACUGUUUGCCUUCAGCUUUUCUCAUGAAUAGAAAAGAGUUAUUCAGAAAGAUUAUUUCACUUUUUGGUUCAUGCUAAUAAUUUAUUAAGAAUUGUGAUUUUUAUUUCUUUUGUCAUUUUAAACCGUGUUGCUUUCAUUAAUGUAAUUAACACUGAAUAUAUUAAAACAUUGGUUUAAACAGCUGUACCCACACAUUUAUGUCCCAUUUAGGUUGUGCAGUUCUUAUAAACAACUUGUCCCACUUCCAGUCAGCUCUUUUGACUACAUUUGUAGACAAAAUAUAAAACUUUGCCAUUUUACAAAUGGGACAGAUCACUGUUUGAAAUAAAAAAAAUCCCCCAAAUUCAAAGUUUAUUAUGAAAAGUGAACUAAUUGAUCUGGCACAUUAAUUUCUAAAUCUCUAGCUUCAACUUUUGCUUUAUUCUGGGAAUGUACUUCCAGAUGCUUUGAGCAUGCAGAAAUUGACUGAUGAGUAACAGAGAGAAAAGUAAAGUUUUAUAUAAAUAGAUAUAUAUUUUAAGCUUUUUAUGGCUGUGUCAGUGGGAUUUUUAAAUGUUGAAGUUUUCCUUAAUAUGUCAUUUUUAAAUUAUUUUUAAAAGUACAUUUUAGUUUUUUCAUUCCUAACUGAUACCUGUAUAUUGUAUCUCUAAAUCACCCGCUAUAACUAGAUCAUAUGUGGGAGCUAUUACUUAAUUACAUUUCAGAAUGAGGCUUCAUUACAAAAAGUUGACAGCAAUUUCUUUCAAUCAACUGAUACAUAUGCACUAUGUGGCUGACUAAAUUGUUUUUUCCUACUUCACUUCUUGCCCACUAUGACCCAGAAGGCAGUUAAAAAAAAUCAUAAUUUCUGUUUUGUUGAUGUUUGCCACCAUCCAUCUACCAUUUAACUAUACUUGGGAGGUCAGUCUUGUAUAUUUGUUUGUAGGGUAUAAUUACUGAAAUUAUUUCUCACCAACCCAAAUGUAUAUGAAUAAGUAGUAUAUACACAAAACACAAUUUUGUAAGUAUUCAACCCCAUGUAGAAUAGCGAAUGGUUAAAAAGUUCUAUUUUUAACCGGCUUGUAUAAAUUGUUGGAUUGUACAUUUUUGCCUUUAGUGUUGCUGUCAGUCAGUGUGACAGAACUUUUUUUUUUUUAAUCAUAUUCUGUUUUGGGUCUGUGGUUAAUAAAAUGUAAAAUACUAAAGAAAGCCAGGCAAAAAAAGCAACUUUUCAGUACAAGUGUACAUAUUGUAGAUUUUGAUGUUUCUUGUAGAAACAUGUUACCUGUAUGUAAAUAUGUUCUGUUAUUUCCUACAUAAGAAAAAUGUAAAUAUGUUUCAUUUUGUUUCUCUUGUAUUAAAUAAGUUGAAACCUUUAUUAAUGUUACAUUAAAAUAUUUUUUAAAAAACACUACAA